GUCUCACUCCGUGCCGGUCCUUUCAUUCCAGUGUUGUGCUGUUCCCUGGGCUUCAUCACGGGCCUGAUCUUCACACAGCGCUCGGGAAACUACUUUGUCUGCAUGUUCGACGAUUACGCUGCGACGAUGCCUCUGAUUAUUGUCGUUCUGUUCGAGUUGGUGGCAGUCGCCUGGUUCUACGGAGUCGACAGGUUCUUCGAUGACAUCCAGGAAAUGAUUGGGCGCCGGCCGUUCUUUCUCUACAAGUACAUGUGGAAGUUUGUCUGUCCCAUCAUCAUGGUGGCGUUACUCCUCGCCAGCCUGAUCCGCAUGUGUAUCAACCACCCAACGUAUCGAGCGUGGAAUCAGACCAAGGCGGAGGAGGUGUUGCUGGAGUAUCCGGACUGGGCACUUGCCAUGAUGAUACUCCUGAUUGUGAUGGCCUGUCUGCCCAUCCCGCUGAUGUACAUCAGGCAGGCGCUGCUGGACAGGCAGCUCAGCCGCACGGACUACUCGGAGUGCGCCUACAUCGGCGCCGACGGCGUCUCCUUCCCUCUCGACGGGAACGCCAGCGAGGGGGUGGGGCAAAAUGGCUACCUGAAGGUUGAGACGGAGGAGGGGGGCUUGGAGAGGUCGGUGCUGCUGUCGGAGGAGGAGGAGGAAGAGGAGGAGGAGGAGGAGCAGGAGGAAGUGAUUGAAAUGGACGACUUGUCACAAGAGCAAAGCUGCAAGGCGGUUUUGAAGUAACUCCCGCGGUUUUUGGACACUUUAAGGGCUUUUCUAUUUCAAAAAA
Messenger RNA from Amblyraja radiata (thorny skate), 772 nucleotides. RefSeq names its product sodium-dependent neutral amino acid transporter B(0)AT2-like. NCBI's taxonomy places the organism in Eukaryota, Metazoa, Chordata, Chondrichthyes, Rajiformes, Rajidae. The record is from RefSeq and is a predicted model, not a curated record. Gene Ontology annotation, biological process: nitrogen compound transport; sodium ion transmembrane transport; amino acid transport. The coding region runs from base 103 to 726 and encodes 207 amino acids. The transcript is spliced from 3 exons. Gene Ontology annotation, cellular component: plasma membrane.